Molecule: messenger RNA, 3281 nt
Organism: Scophthalmus maximus (turbot)
Lineage: Eukaryota; Metazoa; Chordata; Actinopteri; Pleuronectiformes; Scophthalmidae
Gene: yrk
Product: Yes-related kinase
Exons: 14
Coding region: 494-2125 (543 amino acids)
Biological process (GO): cell surface receptor protein tyrosine kinase signaling pathway; protein phosphorylation; integrin-mediated signaling pathway
Cellular component (GO): extrinsic component of cytoplasmic side of plasma membrane
Molecular function (GO): ATP binding; non-membrane spanning protein tyrosine kinase activity; signaling receptor binding
Source: RefSeq, a predicted model, not a curated record
ACUUCCAACUCUUCUGGUACAGACGCGGAUGUUGCACCUCGACAGGUCUUCCUGUAGUUCACACAAAAUGCAUCGCGUGUGCAGCUGGUUACCGCAGGUCAUCGAUGUGUCUGCGGGCUUUAACCCUCUUGUGCUUCACAUCAACUUGAAGUUGAUGCAGAUGUAAUUGGUUCUUUUACAUCUGUCCGCUGGUGCACGCGCGCGUUCGUCUGGGCUGGACCUCGUCGCGUGCGUCGAGUCCCUUCCGGACGGGGCGCGGGCGCGAGCGCGAGCGCGCUCACACCUUCCAUUUCACUGGCGCCCGUAGCUCGCGGCUCUUCCCAUCUUCGUGCGUCCCGCGAGGCCCCGGACACCGGCGACUCUCACCCCCGUCCCAGGUGCGGCUGACCCCGGGAGUCAUCGGGACGACGACGAGUUUUGUGUCCGUGGCGAUGGUGAUUGACAGAUGAUCUGACAGAGGAAGACAUCAGACGCUGUCUCCGUUCUGGCUAUUAUGGGGUGUGCCUGUUGCAAGCAGAAGUCCGCCAAGGCAGCAGCAGCAGCAGCAGCAGCAGCAUCAGCAGCAGUAAACAUUGCAGAUCUGUCUCCUAGCAACGCAGAUGGAGGGUCGUCCACGGGCAUGACCCAGGGCCGUUACUGUCCCGACCCCACUCAGGCUAUCCCAGACUUCAACAAGGGCUUCUCAUGCAGCACCAUCUUCCCCAACCCCAACGCACACCAACGGCCUGGAUGCAUAACUAGUACGACUGUGUGUGGUGGAGUCACGCUCUUUAUUGCUCUGUAUGAUUAUGACGCUCGCACCGAAGAUGACCUCACUUUCCAGAAAGGAGAGAAAUUUCAGAUCAUCAACAAUACAGAGGGCGACUGGUGGGAGGCUCGAUCUUUGGACACCGGAGACUCGGGUUACAUCCCCUCCAACUACGUAGCUCCUGUUGACUCCAUACAGGCUGAGGAGUGGUAUUUUGGGAAGAUGGGGAGGAAGGAUGCGGAGAGACAACUUCUGGGCCACGGCAACCAGAGGGGAACUUUUCUCAUACGAGAGAGCGAGACCACAAAGGGCGCUUACUCUCUGUCGAUCCGUGACUGGGACGACAACAAGGGAGAACACGUCAAGCAUUACAAGAUCCGCAAACUAGACAACGGUGGCUACUAUAUCACCACGAGGUCACAGUUUGACACCGUUCCGCAGCUGGUAGAGCACUACACAGAGAGAGCGGCAGGACUGUGCUGCCGUUUGAUUGGCAGCUGUAAACGGGGCAUGCCUAAGCUUGCUGACUUAUCCGUGAAGACCAAGGAUAUGUGGGAGAUUCCCCGGGAAUCCCUCCAGCUGAUUAAGAAACUGGGCAACGGCCAGUUUGGAGAAGUCUGGAUGGGCAUGUGGAACGGCACCACCAAGGUAGCAGUGAAGACUCUGAAGCCAGGAACCAUGUCCCCCGAGGCCUUCCUGGAGGAGGCUCAAAUCAUGAAGAGACUCCGUCACGACAAGCUGGUGCAGCUCUACGCCGUCGUGUCUGAGGAGCCUAUCUACAUUAUCACUGAGUUCAUGAGCCAAGGAAGUUUACUUGACUUCUUAAAAGAUGGAGAGGGACAAAACCUGAAGCUUCCUCAACUGGUGGACAUGGCUGCACAGAUUGCAGCUGGAAUGGCAUACAUCGAGAGGAUGAACUACAUCCAUCGUGACCUGCGGGCGGCUAACAUCCUUGUUGGAGACAAUCUGGUGUGCAAGAUUGCUGACUUUGGCCUGGCCAGGCUCAUCGAGGACAACGAGUACACAGCUAGACAAGGGGCGAAGUUCCCCAUCAAGUGGACAGCUCCAGAAGCUGCACUGUAUGGACGCUUUACCAUCAAGUCAGAUGUCUGGAGCUUUGGCAUCCUACUGACGGAGCUCAUCACUAAGGGACGUGUGCCGUACCCAGGCAUGAACAACCGCGAGGUGCUGGAGCAGGUGGAGAGGGGCUACCGGAUGCCCUGUGCUCCUGGCUGCCCCGCCUCGCUCCAUGAACUGAUGCUGCAGUGCUGGAGGCGGGAGGCCGAUGAGAGGCACACGUUCGAGUACCUGCAGUCCUUCUUGGAGGAUUACUUCACCGCCACGGAGCCGCAGUACCAGCCCGGAGAGAACCUGUGACACACGCGGGUAGAGCAGACAUGGAGGGGAUAAACAAACAGAGGCAGACAGACAGACAGAGACACAUGCACUGGCGCUGGCAGGCAUAUUGUAGUGCAUGCACAUGCUGUCAUUGUAUUUGUCGCUCAUGUACAGUACAUGGACACACGCACACACACACACACACACACACACACGAAUACACAUAUCAUUGCACAUAUCAUUGCCUUGUUUAAUUGUUUAAAGACAGUUCCUUCCCCUUGGCCAUUGAUCGCUGCUGCCUGUUCAGGACAGCUCAGUCAACCAUGUUGAAGAGCAGAGUCGGAGCUCUGCUGGUCAGGCCUUGCAGUAAUGUUGCUUUACUCUGUAACCAUGACAACAAGGAACUGAAAGAAGAUGUAGAUGGUUGGGCUGAGGUGGGGGGCUGGUCGCGUUGGUACAUGAUCUGUUCAGCUACCAUACAUGUUGUCUUCUGUCUCUGAGAAGAGACAGUUUUAGUGGAUGAUCUGUGUGCCUAAGAUAAAUGUGUUAUUAUAUAAAUAUAAGUCAGUUGCAGCAGGUUAUCAGACAACAGGUGGAAUAUGUUUUUUGAAAAACGUCCAAAUGAACCUCAUGAAUCUGUGUGGUAACUGAAUAGAUUAUGUACAGACACGCGCACUCUUAUGUUAGCUUUAAGACUGAUGCUCCUGCAAUAACUGAACAUAUGUCUCUGUUAUGGUCUUUAGAUGAAAACCUGAUCCCAGGUCCAUGUCCGCGUCCUGACAAGGGGAGGGAUGGGGGGCUGGAUUUGAAACUUUCCGUCAACAUGUGCCUACAAGUGGUCAAAAAAGGGCUGUUUUUCGAUUUUAAGUACCUUUCAUACUGUGUUAGAAAAGUCCGAGAGAUGGUGAGGAAUGCUCUUUGUUUGUCUAGUCAUUUGUAUGACAAUUUUGUAUGAACUGUCUCCUCUGCUGUUUUUAUUUUAUUUAACUCAGCUAUAUCUGUGCAUCACAACGACUUCUAUAACUAUUCUUAACAUGUAUGCAGUUUUCAGCCGUUGGGAGGGCAGGGUGAAAUGUAAUGCAUUGAGGGGGAAAGUUGUUGUUCAUUAUGUCGUUUUGAAAAGAAUGUAACCUUUCUGUUGAGAUGCCGCUGUCAUUUUAUUUUAAUAAAGAUACAAUAUCUUUUUCCAAGUUAA